Messenger RNA from Sclerotinia borealis F-4128, 1089 nucleotides. NCBI's taxonomy places the organism in Eukaryota, Fungi, Ascomycota, Leotiomycetes, Helotiales, Sclerotiniaceae. The record is from the annotation of a GenBank genome assembly.
AUGUGGACUGUGGGGAAAGCCCCGCCACCCAGGGGGCCUCAACACUUCGCUGUUUUUUAUCCUUUCCUCUUUCCAAUCCCACGAACGGAAGUACUCUAUUGGGCAGUCAAUGCGGGCCAUGAAAAGUUUUUGAGAGCUUUCAUCUACAUAAUUGAAGUUGGUUUUCUUGGAUACUUAGCAUAUCUCAGCUGGGAACAUAGAAGGAAUGGCCAAAUUUUGAGCCCCUUCGAUUCUCCUAGAUUCACCAGAUUCACCAUAGUUUCCGAGGAAAAUGUCUCAUCGACGAGUAAAGUUCUGACGAUACGACCCAAGACAAGUUUAAAAUCAGAUCCUUAUGCGGUAUAUUGGGAGAAUGGUCUCUGGUCGGUGGAAUUUAAGCAGCCAUUGUUACAAAUCGCACGAUCGUAUACGCCAUUACCGCCUGACGAAAACGUCGCGAUGGGAGACCUUCGUUUCUUGAUACGAAAAGAACCAAAUGGAGAAAUGUCGAAUUAUUUGUUUGGACUGCAGGUCAAUUCCGAGAUUGAGCUUCGAGGCCCUCAUGUCGAAUUUGACUUGCCACAAAAUGUGGAAGAAGUUGUUUUCCUGGCAGGUGGAACGGGAAUUGCUCCUGCUUUGCAAGUUGUUCACACCUUGCUGGAAGCCCGAAAAUCGGAUGGCAAACGACCACAGAUGCGUAUUAUAUGGGCAAAUAGGAAACGGGAAGAUUGUAUGGGGGGCGAAAAACAUACACAUGAUUCGGGGCUGGAUACAGUCACAGCAGAAUGCCUUGGGUCCAUCGUGCAGCGGUUGCAAAUGCUCCAGCAAAAAUACCCGGAAAGCCUCCAAGUAGAUUAUGUUGUGGAUGAGGAGGGAAGAUUUAUUGAUCAAAGGAUGAUAUUACAAGCCACACACUCCACUUCAGAAGUAAAGUCUGGACCGGUCACAACCAAAAGCGAUGCGAAGUUAUUUUUCGUAUCAGGACCCGAAGGUUUCACAAAUCACUUUGCCGGACCAAAAAAGUGGUGGAAUGGCAGACAAGAUCAGGGAGACCUUGGCGGAGUCCUUGGUCGUAUGGGUCUCAAGGGUUGGAAGGUCUUCAAGCUCUGA